Messenger RNA from Yamadazyma jaroonii, 672 nucleotides. The record is from the annotation of a GenBank genome assembly. NCBI's taxonomy places the organism in Eukaryota, Fungi, Ascomycota, Pichiomycetes, Serinales, Debaryomycetaceae.
AUGACUUUAGUGAAAGAACUCAUCAAUAGUAUAAAAGCCAAUCAAAAGAUCAUCAAACCUUCUAAACCAUUGGUUUGGAUUGAUUGUGAGAUGACAGGUUUGAAUAUCACCAAAGACUAUAUAAUCGAAAUUUGUUGUAUUAUCACAGAUGGUAAAUUGAAUAUCAUAGAUGAAAAAGGCUAUGAAUCCACAGUUUAUUAUGAUGAUUCAGUUUUAUCGACUAUGAAUGAUUGGUGUCAGGAACAUCAUAGAAAAUCAGGACUUUAUGACAAAGUAUUGAAUAAUCCACAAAGAUCUUUGAGUAUUGUCCAAGAUGAACUCUUGGAGUAUAUCAAGAAAUAUGUUGACCCAAAUAAAGGUAUUUUAUCAGGUAACUCAGUUCAUAUGGAUAAGUUUUUCAUGCAGAAAGAUUUCCCAAAAGUCAUCGAUUACUUGCAUUACAGGUUAGUAGAUGUGAGUUCUAUCAUGGAAGUUGGGAACAGACAUAAUCCAAAGUUAAUGCAAUUCCAACCAAAGAAAAUCAAAGAUCAUACUGCAAAACUGGAUAUUUUGGAGAGUAUUGGUCAAUUGAAAUGGUUUCAAGAAAACUAUCUUAAGUCGGAACAAGAAUCACAAUCAUUGAUCCAAAAAUAUGAGAAGGAACGGGAUGAAGAGUUUGCCACGAAAUCCUAA